Messenger RNA from Daphnia magna, 1887 nucleotides. RefSeq lists its product as uncharacterized. The record is from RefSeq and is a predicted model, not a curated record. The transcript is spliced from 3 exons. Gene Ontology annotation, molecular function: nucleic acid binding. Bases 1 to 1887 code for a protein of 628 amino acids. NCBI's taxonomy places the organism in Eukaryota, Metazoa, Arthropoda, Branchiopoda, Diplostraca, Daphniidae. Gene Ontology annotation, biological process: DNA integration.
AUGGUGAUUUUGGGUCAUGUUGUCAAUCAGGCAGGGCUCCAUCCCGAUCCGGAGAAGCAACGAGCCAUAAAGGAGUUUCCGCGUCCGCUGAAAAUCAGCCAACUGCGCGGUUUUUUAGGUUUGGCGAGUUAUUAUCGUCGCUUCAUUAAGAAUUUUGCCUCGAUUGCUCAACCUCUUCAUGCGCUCCUUAAAAAGUCUCAUGUGUGGAGUCAGGAUAGUUGGACGGAUGUUGCCGAAGCGUCGUUCCGACAAUUGAAAGAAAUGUGGUCGUCGACUCCUAUCCUAGUACGGUUUCGUGAUGAUUGGGCGUGUGAGCUCCGUACCGAUGCCAGCAGGGAGGGUAUAGGCGCCGUUCUUCUUCAAAACAAGGAUGGAAAAGAAGAAACAGUGGCAUUCAUCAGUCGAAGACUCAAUCCCGCUGAACACAACUAUGAUAGCAAUGAACUUGAGUGUCUGGCGGUCGUGUGGGCGCUACAAAAGCUUCGCCACUACGUUCACGGAAGACCCGGGGAACUCACGGUUGUAACAGACAAUUCGGCGGUAGCGUGGAUGCAGAAAAAGACUCAAGUGGGGAAUAAGUUCAGCCGAUGGGUAGCAGUUAUUGCUGAGUACGGGGUGGUCUUUAAACACCGUCGUGGAGCUUGCAACCAGGUUGCGGAUGCACUAUCAAGGAAUCCCGUAGGAGACCCUGAAGAGCAAGGGGAUGAUGGAGGACUCUUCGCGUGCGCUGUUACUAACAAGGUUCCCGGAGAAGAAGACAUCCGCAUACGUCAAUGGGCGGACGAAGAGUUGCGACCGAUCCUAACUCGUUUGAUGUCAACGGAAGACGCAAAUAAAGACGAGGAAACUACUGGGCCCUAUGUGAUAAAGGAUGGUGUUUUAGAAAUAGGACGUGCCGUCGGACUCCUUCAUCCGAUCGAACCGAGCAGUGUGCCAUUUGAGCGCUGGGGUAUUGACCAUAUCGGUCCGUUAACCGUCACGGGGAAUGGGAAUCGACACAUCCUGGUAUGUGUAGAUUACGCGACACGCUGGGUUGUGGUACAGCCAGUGCCCAAUACGUCCGCCGGCCUCGUCAAGGAUUUCUUGUUGAACAGAAUUCUGUGGGUGUAUGGGACACCCCAUAAGAUAAUAAGUGACCGAGGAACGGGAUUUAAGGCCGAAGAAUUAGAGCGAGUGUUGAACCUAUUGGGGAUCGUUCAUGGGAUGACCGCAUCCUACCAUCCUCAAACAAAUGGGCUGUGCGAGCGGACCAACCAAUCCAUCGUAGAGGGGUUAAAGAGUUUGGUGUCGGAGACUGAGUCGCGUUGGGAUGAAUAUCUACAACAGGCAGCCUUUUCGUACAACACGGCCAAGCACGAAACCACCGGUCUACCGCCCUACGAGCUGGUCUUUGGAAGACAAGCGGUGUUGCCUUGGGAAACACUAUACCCGUACGAUAGUGAGGUAGUUAAGCGGCUGACCAGUGUUACUUAUCGCGUAACGAAUAUACCAGGUCAAAGUACCAGGAAACGACUAGUGGUAUUUCCCGCACACGUUUCACAAAUGAAGCCCUACCUUGCAGGAUAUUGCAGUCGGAGCGAAGAAUCGGGCGAUGGUUCAUCAGAAGGUGAAACCGGUGGAUCAGAGGAAGCAACGGACGGCGGAUCGAGUGUGUCUGAGGAGGUAGAAGAGGAGGAUGACUCCGAGGGGCAGUUGACCGAAGAAGGUCUAGUGAUUUCCGAGAAGGAGGCCAAUGAUAAUCAGAUGGCACCGGAUGAGUCCGUGUCACCUUCUGGACGGCCGAAACGGAGUAGAAAUCCACCAAGGUGGCAAGAGGAUUAUGUCGUCUUGAAUGACCAGGAGUCUAGUUCACCCCAUGUAUCAUUUCUCGAGUAUAUUACCGUUUGA